CAGAGAGAGGCGGAGCCUGUGGGGUGUGGGACUCCAGACAAAGAAGACAUAUACACACUGAUACUGGGGCGAAAAGAGAGGCAAGACAGCUGGAGAGCUUCGCUUUUUAUUUUUUAACCACCAAAGAAGACAAUCUUCAAGUCCUGGACUACUUUUUUUGUGUGUGUGCGUGUGUGUGUUUUGUUCAACUUUGUCCUUGUGUGUUUGUCAGCUUUAUGGAUUCUUCUGUGAGCUGAGGGAUGUUUGUGCUGGAGCAGUGGGUGUCAUAUCCUGCCUGUAGUGUGCCGAGUGUGGGUUAGUAUGUGUGGGAUGGAAAAGUGGGGCUGGCACAACCAACAGCUCCGCUCUUAGCUUUAUGCCAUGGGGGGUUGCCAUAGUUACCCCUCGGCUAAGAAGGAAGACAGCAAGACUCUUCAGUCAUCUGACAUCAGCAGUGUAAAGCUGGGAAUUAACAACAACAAUCUGGAGGAGCGUCCGUAUCUGCUGCAGCAGAAUUUGAGCCAGCAGGUCGCACGCACAGACAUGGUCGCCCUGUCAGCGCUGCCCCCUGGCGUCGAUCGGGCAGAGUGGCUCGCCAGCAACACUGUGGCGUUUUUCAAGCAAAUUAACCUCUUCUCAAGUGCACUGUCUGAGUUCUGCACUCCCAGCACCUGCCCGACAGCCUGUGGACCAGGCGACACGGUUUAUGUUUGGACCGAUGAUCACGGCAGGAAGCUCAAGUGCUCUGCACCGCUUUACUUUGACUAUGCCAUGUCGUACAUUCAGGAGCUACUGACUGAUGAAGAGGUGUUCCCCACAAAAACAGGCUCCGUGUUUCCGACCGGCUUUGUCUUUCUGGUCCAGAAGGUGUUUUUGCUGUUUUUCAGGACUCUUGCGCACAUUUAUUGGUCCCACUACAAAGAGACCCUCGCGCUGGGCCUGCACCCACACCUCAACACACUGUUCACACACCUCACACUCUUCUGCCAGCAGCACGGCCUGUUGGACCCAGAGGACACGGAGCCAAUGCAGGACCUUAUCACAGCUCUGGGACAGCAAAGCUGAACCUACGGAGCAAACAAAAACAUGUUAUACACUCAUAUUUCCACACGCUAUUUUACAUAUCCGUCACCACUCUGGGCUGAACUCAAACUUAUUUCACAGAAUGGCUGAUAGAAGAGAAAACAGUUCUGGAGCAUCAAGGAGUCCAUUUCGCUUUAAUAGCUUUCAAUAAUCCAAUCAGACCAGACCAGUGUCGUCUGGUCCUUAUGUAUCACUUAUAGCCAUUGCUAUUCUGCAUGUUAGUGUAUUCAAACGGGCCUGGCAUUAUUAUAUUUCCAAAAGGUCAGAAUCUUCAGGAUGACUUGUGUCCGGUGUCUUUUUCCUGUGAGUCAUCAAAUGACACAAAGAGUUCAAGUUCAUAUAAAAAAAGUGCCAUUGUUACAUUUUGAACAUUUGCUAAAACCCAUAAGGAGAUGUAGCAAUGCAAAUGUGAAUAAUUAUUCAUGACUCUCCAUCUGCAUGAAAACCUGUAGCUCUACAUCUGAAUGUAUGGUUCUGUUCUCUGUAAUAAACUUUUAUUAAGGUUGAGUAAAGAAUUAGAUUGCAUUUUAGUGAUUUAAAAGUGUAAUGAAUAUUGGGAAGGACACAUUUUUCAAUGGCAUGUAUCAGUCUUAUUCUGUUCAGUAUUAAGUGUUUUUCUAGUGCUGCGAAAUCAACACGUCUCCAAGUGUUUAGUUUUAGAGAGAGGGAGCACCACCUGCAGGAAGCACAGGAGUCCUUCAUGUUUCCCAUUUUAACCUUCACCGUAGCCGCAGUUCACUGCAGUGUGUAAAUGUUUGAUUGGUUGGCUGCAGCACAUCGGAUCUGAAAUAAAGAGCUGAGUUUCCGCUUUCAUCUGAAGGUGUCAUAAAAACCCUCCAGUACUCUCAGAGCUGGAAAGUCUGCACUCACUGUAAACAUUUGUUAUUGUUCAUUUUAUAUUCAGUGACUUGUAUUGAAGCCAAAAUAAUAAAAAAAAACAUGCAACUGUUCAAAUGCAAA
This is a messenger RNA of Labrus bergylta (ballan wrasse), 2022 nucleotides long. Its product is annotated as MOB kinase activator 2. The record is from RefSeq and is a predicted model, not a curated record. Gene Ontology annotation, biological process: signal transduction; positive regulation of protein phosphorylation. Gene Ontology annotation, molecular function: protein kinase activator activity. Gene Ontology annotation, cellular component: cytoplasm; nucleus. NCBI's taxonomy places the organism in Eukaryota, Metazoa, Chordata, Actinopteri, Labriformes, Labridae.